CUAUCAUGAUGAUUUAAUCUCGGCUUUGCAGGGCUGAUGGCAGCCAUCUUCUCGAUCUGGACCUUGUUCGUACUGAAACCAAUAAUUGAUUCGAGUCCAAUAUUAAUUAUAUUAAUUAGACGUCUAGUCUUGGCUAUUCCUGCAAUGGCAGCUACUCUGCGUCACUGGUUUCCUGUACCUUAUUAUAUUUCCCCCAAAAAUAUCCAGAACAUUAUCACCAGCUUCUUCGCUGCAAUAAUCAGAGUCGACUGGUUUCGGGCCAGGUCAUGUGACUCGCUGGCCCGGGAUAAUCAAACUCCGCCCCCGAAAAAUUCCCUCACGUGAUCACACAAUGAUUUUAUGAGACUGCUCCCGCUUCUUAAAUUUGUCUCACCACGA
Talaromyces proteolyticus is the source of this 378-nucleotide messenger RNA. RefSeq lists its product as uncharacterized. The coding region runs from base 37 to 324 and encodes 95 amino acids. The record is from RefSeq and is a predicted model, not a curated record. Lineage: Eukaryota; Fungi; Ascomycota; Eurotiomycetes; Eurotiales; Trichocomaceae. The transcript has a single exon.